Penicillium hordei is the source of this 339-nucleotide messenger RNA. RefSeq lists its product as uncharacterized. The transcript has a single exon. NCBI's taxonomy places the organism in Eukaryota, Fungi, Ascomycota, Eurotiomycetes, Eurotiales, Aspergillaceae. The record is from RefSeq and is a predicted model, not a curated record. Bases 1 to 339 code for a protein of 112 amino acids.
AUGUGCUUCUACAACCAAAAGAGAUUUGCGUGUGGAGACUGGAGCUGGACCAGCUUUGCUCACCGAUGCAACUAUGAAUACCGCACCGGCGAGACAUGCGGUAUGAGACUCGUCAACAUGACCGAGAAUGAGAAGACCAACUGUCGUCUCUGUGAAAAAAUCGAAACCAAAUAUCGCAGGCGUAGUGCCGAAGUCGACCGUUUAGACCGGUGGAAGCGAGAGGGUGCCACACUUGUGGCCUCAAUGGAUCGGUCUCACAAACUCAUUAUGGACCUGGAGAAGGAGAUCCGCUCCCUGCAGCGGGAGCGGGACGACCGAAGGAGCACACUCCUAAGAUAG